Molecule: messenger RNA, 2850 nt
Organism: Colletotrichum karsti
Lineage: Eukaryota; Fungi; Ascomycota; Sordariomycetes; Glomerellales; Glomerellaceae
Product: serine threonine protein kinase
Exons: 3
Coding region: 1-2850 (949 amino acids)
Biological process (GO): autophagosome organization; autophagy; protein autophosphorylation
Cellular component (GO): cytoplasm; autophagosome
Molecular function (GO): protein serine/threonine kinase activity; ATP binding
Source: RefSeq, a predicted model, not a curated record
AUGGCGGACCGGCUCCCGACCUCGUCUGGGCGCAGGCGACGCGAAGGCGAUGCCUCUAUCGGGGAUUUUGUCAUCGGUGGUGAAAUUGGCAAGGGCAGCUUCGCCCAGAGUUCCAAAGCUACCGUAGCUAUCAAGUCGGUCGAAAUGGGACGUCUGAACAACAAGCUCAGGGAGAAUUUGUACGGCGAGAUCCAGAUCCUCAAGACCCUCCGCCAUCCUCAUAUCGUCGCUUUGCACGACUGCGUCGAAUCUGCGACGCACAUCAACCUUGUCAUGGAAUACUGCGAGCUUGGUGAUCUGUCUCUCUUCAUCAAGAAGCGAGACAAGCUCAGCUCUCAUCCUGCUACACACGACAUGGCGAGAAAAUACCCCGUAACGCCCAACUCGGGCCUCCACGAAGUGGUCACACGCCAUUUCUUGCAGCAGCUCGGUAGCGCCUUGAAGUUCUUGCGCGAAAAGAACUACGUCCACCGAGAUGUCAAGCCACAGAACCUGCUUCUUCUUCCGUCGCCCAGAUUCAGAGACGAACACUCUCGUCCAAUCUUGACAGGCAGUCAAGACUCCCUGAUUCCGAACGCCGGCCUGGCCUCUCUACCGAUGCUGAAGCUUGCGGAUUUCGGUUUCGCUCGCGUCUUGCCCUCGACCUCGCUUGCCGACACUCUUUGCGGAUCACCAUUGUAUAUGGCCCCCGAAAUCCUUCGGUACGAGCGGUACGAUGCCAAGGCCGAUCUCUGGUCCGUCGGCACUGUGCUUUAUGAAAUGAUCACCGGACGCCCUCCUUUCCGGGCUAGAAACCACGUUGAGUUGCUCCGUAAGAUCGAAGCUGCUGAAGACCGGGUUAAGUACCCCAAGGAACUUGUGGUCAGUAAGGAGCUGGUGAAACUCAUCAGCAAGCUUCUCACGCGGAACCCCGUCGAGCGAAUGAGAUUUGAGGACUUCUUCAAUGAUCCCAUCCUCGUCGGCCCAAUUCCUGGCGUGGUUGAGGACGAUAUCCCUAAGUCUGAAAUCAAGGCCUCAAGAGACCUUCGAUCUCUCGGCAGGUCAGACUCGACGUCAUCGUUGUCUCGGCGAUUGUCCCUCCGCCGGCAAGCUGAAAAUGAGGCUUCGCGGGAGGAAGGUGAGCCACCGAAAUCGCCCCGUGAGAAACCUCUGAGGUCCCCCAAAUUGUCCGGUCCGAAUGAGGGUCGUCCUCAGCAAGGGGCAUCUGAGGCCCCAGCCCGUGUUGGCCAGACACCAGUGCAGGAUGCUGGAGAUGGACUGGGUAUCCGACGUCCUCCUAUGCCUCAGCCUUCCACUUCAGCACCUACCCGAACCCACAGACUCUCUAAUGCGUCGCUCAACCGGCCUGCCCCUCGGGCAUCAGCUUCACCGCCGACUUCGUACCUGAACGAGAGAAGGCUUCGUCCAGUCACCGAGAGGAGCAUGACAGAGCAAGAAAAGGCAGCUCAAGAUGUCGCUUUUGAGAGGGAUUACGUCGUUGUCGAAAAGAAACACGUGGAAGUCAACGCCUUCGCGGAUGAGAUGGCAGCCAACCCACGUCUCACAUCCAUAUCGCCCAAGACUGGCCAGAUGAUUCGCCGUGCGACGCAACAGGGCCCUCCGACGUCAACUACCGGAGCGGGGCGCGUUCAGCCCUCCAAUGCUGUCCAGAUCGCGCAGGGCAAGGGGCGUUCAGGACAUGAUCGCCGCGACUCUUACGAUGGCAAGAACUUCUCUGCCAGCCCAACAACUCAAGGAUUCAUCGCCAAGGCGAUUUCGGACGCCAGUGUGCGUCUCUUUGGCUUUAAGGUGCCACAGCACGUCCUGGGAAGUAAGGGUGCCUCUCCGCCGUUGUACAGCCCCUUCCCCGCAUACCCAACACCCUCAGGCCCGGUCGGCCUUAUCGGUGAUGGCAAGCAGAGUGCCCCGGCCGAUGAUGAUGCUCGGGCCGUGAAACUUAUUCAAGACUUUGCGCACCGCAGCGACUGCGUCUACGGAUUUGCCGAAGUCAAGUACAAGCAACUGUUUCCCCUUGCCCCGUCGAUGGAUCACGGGCUGGGUGGCACGCCUGCAGACCAAAUCACCGAUGAAGAGGACGGUCUCACCAUCGAGGCCGAGGUUCUCCUAUCGGAGGAAGCUUUGGUUCUCUAUGUCAAGGCCCUCACGCUGUUGGCUAGAGCCAUGGAUGUUGCAAGCCUGUGGUGGACACGAAAGACGCGCGGCGACGUGACGGGUGUGUCUGCGGCCGAGGUGUCGAAAGAAACCCACGCCCAGCGAAUCAACUCGACCGUGCAAUGGGUGCGAAAUCGCUUUAACGAAGUCCUGGAGAAGACAGAGAUUGUCCGGCUGAAGCUCAUUGCUGUGCAGCAAAAGCUACCUGACGACCACCCGAGCCAUCCUAGCAACCACGGCGGAGAGUCUGCUUCCUCGGCCACGUCUGGGACGAGAGAUGUCUACCUUACGCCGGGCAUCAGCGCGGAGAAGCUCAUGUACGAUCGAGCCCUGGAGAUGAGCCGCACAGCAGCGAUUGACGAAAUCACGAAUGAGAAUCUUGAGGGUUGCGUCACAUACUACGUCACGGCUAUUCGCAUGCUUGAGGCUGUCUUGGAUAACGAUGAGGACACAAUCAAGCGCAGGUACUCCGGUUCGGGUAAGGAACUUAUCCGAGAGGAGGUAUCUAGCGACCUGGACAGCGAUGACCAGCAGGUUGUCAAUCGGAUGAUCCAAAUGAUUACCGGCCGCCUGUCAACUGUCCGCAAGAAGAUGGCCAUGAUCGCUGAGGCAUCGCGAUCUCAACAGGCUGCCCAGCUGCCUGCACGUAAGCGGAGCGGCGACGUCACGCCACGCAGUGUGCCUUCGUACGCCUCCUAA